UUGUAUUGACUUGUAUUGACAGUGCUGAUCGUAAAAUUGCGCAUUAUCAAUGAAGAUUAUCUGAAAAAUAAAUAAAAAAAUCAGUUCCGUUCUUGUGGUCAGUGUUUGUUUAAGUAGAUGUCUCGAGGUAAUUAGCUAUCAACACCGAACACUGUAAUUCUAUUCUGAUGAAAUGAACGAAAAGAUUCGGGAAAAAAAAGAUCGGUUCAUUUCAAGUUUAUUUUGUUUCGUGCUUCCCCACACACCGAGGCUCCGCCCUGCCCAUCACCGAGGCCCCGCCCUGCUGAUGAAGGAGGAGGAUGAGGAGGAGGAGUUUAUAAACGCGCUGUGCUGCUCCGGUACACCGGGGCUUUCUCAACUUCUGCUGGUCCUCACACCGGAGCAACAUGGCGGAGAGCACACACCUCUCCGAGUCUACACACACUUCUGGAGCAGAUGGAGGAGUUUUCUGUCAGGAUUAUUGAGGAAUAAAAUUACCGGCAUCCGGUCCUGAAAGCUCGCGCCGACAUGAGCGACUGUACUACAGAGGUGAGGUUUAGUCCCUCUCUGCCCUCAGAGUGUGUUCUCCGCUCCGGUGCUGUUAUAUUCCCCGGUGUGUAUGAUCAGCUGGGAUAUGCUCUGGUUGUUUUCCCGGUGGAGUUUCAGAGUAAACUGCUGUGUGAUGUCACUAAAGAGGAAGUAGCAGAGUUUGUGUGUUACUGUCUCCGCCUACACAGUAAGAGCAGGUCGGAGUGUCUGGUGUCGGUGGUGGCUGAUUUGAGAGACGCUUCAGUGGCUGUGACCAGACGCAUGGCUGAGAUCCUCCUGCUGCUGCAGCUCCACCAGCGCACUGUCCACUCCUUCUACGCUGUUCAGCCCAAAAAGCGAGAUGUCCAGAAGCUGCUGCAGAAGCUCCUGAGCUCCAACUCCAAAUGUUCACCGGCGGUUAAGUGCGUGUUCCUCAGAGAAGUCUUUGAGCUGAGUAACUACGUGGACCGCAGUCAGCUUCCUGCUGAUCUGGGAGGAUAUUUUAUCUACAGUCAUGAGAGCUGGGUCUCCUUCAUCAAAGAGAUGGACAGUUUUGUUCAGGAGUUUGUGGCUGUGGUCAGGAAGUUGCCGGUGUGUAUCAGCGCUCUUCAGGACUUCUCUAAACUCUCCGUUCCUACCGAGUAUGAACCUCUAGCUGUUUUCUGUUCCACCAAUCAGGCGCGACUCCAGCAUCUUCGCAGAGAUCUGGGUCUGGACGCCUUGUUUAGGAGGUGUGAGUGUGUGCUGGAGAAGUUCCGUUAUCCUGAGAGGGAUCCGUGUUACCAGGCCAUGGUGGGAACUGUGCUGUUCACACACACUGCUUUGGAGAUGCUGCAGAACUAUGACAGAAUCAAAGCAGCAGUGGAGAAAGUGGAGUUGCUGUGGAGACGUGUUUUCUCCAGCGCUCUCCUCCGACUCCAGGUCCUCCAGCUUCAGAGAGACGCAGACCAGGUUGUGUGUGAGAUGGAGUGCCUUGUGCAGAAGAUGCAGUCAUACACACCUGAGGCACUCCGAGAUUCCAACACUGCUGAAACUCUACAGCUGGAGUUCAACACAUCUGUGUACACACAUGCUGUGAUGCUGGUGCGUCGUGCUGAGGAUGUGUUAAACACUGUACCGGAGACUGUGGUCAGACAGAAUCAGGAAGGAUACGAGUGGAUAAAUGAUCUGGAGAGACGGACAAACCAGCUCAGAGCAGUCAUGGAGGUUCAGAACAGGAACCUGAACAGCAUCUGCACCUUCCAUCAGUGCUACCAUAAAAUCCAGCGGUGGUACAGUGUGGCAGUGUGUGAGCGCUUCCUACAGGAUUUGCUGUGGAGAACUUGCCCCAACAAAUAUGACAAGGAGGAAAAACUCCUCUCACACAAGCAGACCAAAGUCUUCUCUGUGAUCGAGGACUUUCUCAGGUUGCAUCCUCCUCCUGAUGUGGGUGAGCUAAAGCAGCUGGCACAGCUGGCUAAUCUCGUACCUGAUGCACACCUGGAGAAUGCAGGAAAGCAGCUUACAAAGAGGUGUUCAACUUUGCGCAAGUUGUUGAUCUCUCCCGGUUCUGUGAAAUUUUCUGACCUCCAGAUGGCCAUGCAGUGGCAGUAUGAGUAUCUAAAGGGGAAGACCGUGGAUUCACCCUCUGACUUCCAUACUCAGAGAAACAUGUGUGAUCAGAAUGUCUAUAGAGAUUCUGACUUCUUUCCUGUAAAUGCCAAUGUUUUGACAAGACAUCAUGGUGCAAAUUAUCAGUCUGGAACAAAGCCACCAUCCCUCAGCUCCUUUGAUUCUGGGUUUGAUGGAGCAGGAAGUGGUCACCUUGAAACAGGAGGUGGAAAGACAUGCCAGGAUGAGGCACCCAGAUCAAAAUCUCCUCUUCUCCAUGUUAAUGAGAAGAAUGCUUCCAGCUCAUCUGAGGGUCUUGUGGAGGAGAAGUCUCUUAGAGCCCCAAGUAUCCACAUCAUUCCAAAUGUAAGUGGAGACACUGUAAACUUUGAGAUCACUGUGAAACGUUCAGCCACGCUUCCCAAAAACCCCUGGCUGAGUCUUCCUGUAGAUGAUCUGGAGAACUGCUACACUGUGAUCAUCUCUCCCACCCAGCAAAGGGAGACUAGGAGCUGUGAUCAGUUAACACAGACUACAGAUACAAGUAUGUGUGAUCUUCAGAAUCAGAGUACAGAGUGGAGCCCCAUCGGCAACGUCCUCUCGAGUACAAUUACAGAUGGAGCUGAAACAUCAGAGGCCAUGCCCACGCUCCUGUGGGACUCGUAUGAUCUGCAUGAAUCGGAUAGCGUGUUACUUGGCGAGCCCGAUUUUGAGUGGGAAAUAAAAGAGCAGCAAGAGCUCAGAGCUGUGGAGGAAAUGCUGAGCCGAACAGCUGGAAUCCUGCAAGAAGAGGAAAGUGUUCUUGCUCAAGAGGAGAUCUUGGAUGUUCUACUGGAAGCAGACAGUCCAUACAGAUUGUGGCCUUCAUGGAGCAAAGCUUGCGAAUUUACACAGAUGACCUCCAGUGACUUGGCUGAAGCAGGUGUGAUUGGAUUGGAGGAUGAUCUCAUCUCCCUUAAUUUUGGAACGGAUGAUGUCUUUUCUCAGAAACAUCCAAGUGGUGUUGCUACACCUCCAUCAGAAGCAGGCUCUGACCCACUCUUUCUUCUUGAAACAGGAAACGGAGGUCCUGAUAGAUCAGAGCUUUUGAAGGAGAUCGAAAAUCUGAAGGCCUUGGAGGAAAAGAUUGUUGAGGAGAACCUGAAAAUCAGUGAGCUGCGUUCAUCCGAAUCGAAGGAAACAAUGAUUUCCCCGAGCCUCAGUGAGAACCGGAAGAGGUUUCUUGAGAAACUGGAACAAGAGAAAAAGGAAGUGGAAGAGAUGGAGAGAAACCUGAGCAUGGAGAUGAAGAAAAGCAAGCCAAAGUGUCUGAGCAAGGGUCGUAAAAUUGUAAGGUGUUCCGUAAUGGGAAAAGGUUCAGUGUUGAGGGAGGAUGAUGAAGCUCUCCUGAUGAGCUGCAAAAGUUCAGCACAAGUCUUCAAUCAUGGACAGCCAUGUUUAGAGAAACCCACCAAUCAGCAACCUUCAGACAUAGCAGGUCAUCAUGUUCACUACGAAGGUUCAUAUCCAGAAGCAUCAAUCGAUUCCAAAUGUUUGAAUGUAACUGCAGAUUCUUCAUCUACUGACUCCAUGAACAUUAGUUUAAAUUUUGAGGAUCAGCAGAAUAUUGAUUCUCCUGCAUCAUCCUUAUUAGUUGCUGUACCUUCUGUCAUAGCAGGUGAUGUUCUCAGAUGUGAUAUUGAGACAAAAAUGACAGACUUGGUAUCUUCAGUCCUAAAUCUUUCUAAUGCUGAAGGUCCUGAUAUUGGAGAAUCAAAAACACUGUUAGAUCCUCACGAUAGCAAAGAAGAAAAGUACUUGGAACCUUCAGAAAUCUUGGAAUCAACUGAACGGUGUAACACAGAUCUCAAGGAGGAAACUUUAAUGUCAGAGGUAGUAUCAUCUACUGCAUUCGAUCCUGGUGGUCCAUCACCCCUUCCUCAAAGUUCUAAACUGAAAAUAUGGAUAAGCACAGAUUUUGAAGAAAAUGCAUCCGAUGCUGUAAAUCAGACUGCUGUUUCCACAUCUUCAGCAUCGUCUGUUGAUUCAAUACCAGUAGAGUGCAAGAUUCCAUGUAGAACAUCAUCAGUGGAGCUCAAACACCACAAUACCAACAAUAACAACCUUCACACUCUGGAUCUCAGAGUUGGUGUAGAGAAUGUGCCUGAAGAACCUGAAGAUCAGAAACCAGAGACAUGGUGUGAAAGUCUGGUCUCCAGGAAUCAAUCACCUCUGCUCGAAACAUCCGAAACUUGUGGGGCAACGGAGAACAAUGAGGUGAAAGUUCGAGUACAUCUUGUUGACAGCGCUGUAACGAGACACGUCUGCAGAUCUCCGGUUCUGCAACUUCACAUCUGCACUAGAGAGAUGAGUGAUUUUCAGACCCCUGUGGUGUUGGACACCGGGUCCAGUUUGGUGAAAGCUGGAUUUGCUGACCAGGAUCUGCCCACCACCAUCUUCCCCACCGCUGUUGGUCGUCCCAAGUACAUGGAGGUGAUGAGCGGCAGUGUGGAGCGUGAUGUGUAUGUGGGACAUGACGCCCAGCACAUGAGGGGCGUGUUAACACUUCAUUACCCAAUGAGGAACGGUGUUGUGUCCGACUGGGAUCAGAUGGAGAUGAUCUGGAGUCAUGCAUUUGAGCAGUUGCGGGUGUGUAGUGAGGAUCACCCUGUAUUGCUGACUGAGGGAGUAGUGAGCGUACGUGAGAACCGCCAGCAUUCUAUCCAGCUCAUGUUUGAGUCCUUUAAUGUUCCACUUGCAUACAUGGCACUGCAGCCGGUACUGGCGCUGUACGCAACUGGCCGGACCACCGGCUUGGUGUUUGACUCUGGAGAUGGUGUGAGUCACAGCGUCCCUGUGUUUGAUGGUUACUGUCUACCUCAUGCUGUUCAGCGUUUUAAUCUAGCAGGAAAUGACAUCACACUGCACCUUAAACAGCUGUUGAUGGAGCAGGGUGUGUGCAUGCGGACGUCUGCUGAGAUGGAGAUUGUGCGUGAGAUUAAGGAAAAAUGCUGCUUCGUAGCUCUAAACUAUGAGGCGGAGCUUGGUGGAGGAGGCAGAGCCGGCGCUCAGAUGCAUUACACUCUACCUGACGGACAUGUCAUCUCCUUGACGAUGGAACGGUUUAGAGCGCCGGAGAUCCUGUUCAGGCCAGAGCUGAUCGGUCAGGAUUAUUAUGGGAUGCACGAGAGCAUUUUCAGAUCUGUUCUUCGGUCGGACGUUGACCUGCGCAGGGAUCUGGUGGGAAAUAUUGUCCUUUCAGGUGGUAACACGCUGCUGGCUGGACUUCCUGAACGUCUGCAGCAUGAGAUCAGCGGUUUGGCCCCUGUAGGUUUGGGUGAAAGGGUAAAGGUCACGAGUUCUCCAGAUCGAGAUUUCUCCGUGUGGAGAGGAGGAGCUGUACUUGCCAACAUGCCAUCCUUCUCCUCAGCCUGGAUCAGCCAGGAGGAGUACGAGGAAUUCGGACCCCAGAUCGUCUUCAGGAAGUGUUUCUAAACCGAUCUACAGGAACCGCUUCAGAGCUUUUAGAAAAGCGUUCUGAAGUGGUUCAGACGCUGGUUGUUUUAAAUGUGAGGAAUUUUGCUUCAGAUGGUCUUCUGGAUGGAGACAUCUCACUCCCUCACUGUGAGAAACCUGUAAAGAGGUCAGCUUUUUCCUGAAGGGUUUUACUUUCCUCUCCAGACGAGUCUGGAGGGGGAGUCUGUGAGGUCCACCGUCAUGCUGGGAGCAGGUUCCUCCAGCCGGCUGUGUAGAGUGUAGACCUUCUUCAGGAUGUUCCUGAGCUCCCUUUCUGGACGAACUUUACGGUUCUCUUCGGGAAGUUCCUCUGAGGUGUUUACACCCCACAUCUUCAGGAAUUGAGCAUUGUUGCUGAAUGAUCAGUUGAUCAUGGUGCCAAAUUUGGGUGGAAAUGAAGGCGAGGAAAAAUUCUUCUAAAGUGAUUUUUUUAUAUAUAUAUAUA
Molecule: messenger RNA, 6037 nt
Organism: Hemibagrus wyckioides
Lineage: Eukaryota; Metazoa; Chordata; Actinopteri; Siluriformes; Bagridae
Exons: 20
Coding region: 508-5571 (1687 amino acids)
Source: RefSeq, a predicted model, not a curated record